Cladophialophora psammophila CBS 110553 is the source of this 4242-nucleotide messenger RNA. RefSeq lists its product as uncharacterized. The record is from RefSeq and is a predicted model, not a curated record. Gene Ontology annotation, cellular component: plasma membrane; cytoplasm. The transcript has 4 exons. Bases 1 to 4242 code for a protein of 1413 amino acids. Gene Ontology annotation, biological process: endosomal transport; endocytosis. Lineage: Eukaryota; Fungi; Ascomycota; Eurotiomycetes; Chaetothyriales; Herpotrichiellaceae. Gene Ontology annotation, molecular function: protein binding; calcium ion binding.
AUGGCGGAGAUGAUUGGAUCAGCAGCUUCAGGGCAUCCGAAUCUCAACUUAACGGCCGAAGAGAAGCGAGUCUACAGCCAACUCUUGAAAGAAGCCGACCCCGAUGGGUUCGGAGCUGUCUCUGGAGAUGUGGCCGUCAAAUUCUUCGAGCGGACGAAGUUGGCACCGGAUGUGCUAGGACAGAUCUGGCAGAUUGCCGACACUGAAAAUCGAGGUUUCCUCACGCCAGCAGGCUUCGGGGUGGUGCUGCGACUUAUCGGCCAUGCACAAACUGGUCGUUCACCUUCGGCCCAUCUUGCAACUCAGACCGCGCCUCUCCCUCGGUUUGACACUCCCCUAUCCGAGCAACCGGCUCAACACCCUCACCCCCCUCAACCCUCACAGCCCAUCGUUCAACAAUCGACUGGACCUCCGGCCAGCCCUACUCCAGCAGCUCCUCCUCCGAUCCGUGUGCCAGCCCUGACACCAGAAAAGGUCGCUGAAUAUUCGACCAUGUUUGAGAAAUCAGGCGCGGAAAAUGGAUUGCUCUCAGGUUUGCUGGCGAAACAAAUAUUCGAAAAAGCAAGGCUGCCCAACGAGGUGCUCGGACGGAUAUGGGGUCUUUCCGACACACAGGGUCGGGGCUCCUUGGAUGUCACCGAAUUCGUGAUUGCCAUGCAUCUCCUGGCUUCCUACAGGUCGGGACAGAUGCGUGGCGUUCCUAGCACACUUCCUCCAGGCCUAUACGAGGCCGCAACCCGCCGACCUGCUGUCCGCGUAGGUAGUGGAUCACGCCCAGGUUCAAGUGCCAUCCCUGGAGUGCCCUACAGUGCCCGUCCACAAAGUCCCAUCACCAGGCAGCCACAAGUAAGCACACCGCUCUCGUUGUCUGCGCAAUCGACGGGAGAGCCGUGGGCUAUAACCCCAGUCGACAAAGCUCGAUUCGACGGUAUUUUCGCAACUGUUGACCGUCAAGGAAGAGGCUUUAUCACCGGAGAGCAAGCGGUCGAAUUCUUCGGCAAUGCUAGGCUACCAGAAGAGAUCCUAGCUCAAAUUUGGGAUUUAGCAGACAUCAACUCCGAAGGUCAAUUGAACAGGGACGAGUUUGCGGUGGCCAUGUACUUGAUCCGACAACAACGGGGAACAAAAGAUGGACGGGGAAUUCUGCCUUCUACUCUUCCCCCUGCUCUUGUCCCUCCCAGCAUGCGGAAGCUACAGAUUCCUCCGCCUCAGCCAACAGCCCCGGCAUUCGAAAAUGCCGCUCCAACAAAGCCACGCUCUGCUGCCGACGACUUGUUCGGGCUCGAUGCGUUCGGUCCUGCUCCAACAGUUCCUGCAGUCGCUCCUGUUCAAGCGCCCCAGUCUACGGGGGGCACUGAUGCCGGGCCCUUUGCUAAUCCUCCAGGUGUUUUGACACCGCAGAUGACGGCGACAACCUUCAAACCAUUUGUGCCGACCAGCUCUUUUGGCCAAAGUAUCAUCCCUCAAUCGACUGGUUCGCCUGCGCCGCAACCGAAAGCGCAACCCGAUGACCUUCUCGGGGAUGCGGAUCCAGAGAUCAGUUCAAAACUUACAAACGAGACUAGCGAACUAGGCAAUCUGUCCAAUCAAGUCAGCAGCCUCUCAAGGCAAAUGACGGAGCUCCAAACGGAUAGAAAACAAACGGAGCAUGAGCUGUCUAGCGCAUCGGCUCAGAAAAAGGCCUUUGAAGGUCGACUAGCUCAGCUCAGAUCUCUUUACGAAAAGGAGGUCCAGGAGGUGAAAGUGCUCAAAGAACAAUUGACGACCUCCAAGAAUGAUACCAAGCGGCUGCAGCAAGAAAUGGCCAUGAUUGACGGCACCCACCAAGAUCUUGCAACCCAACACCAGCAACUUCGUGCAGCCCUGGAAUCCGAUCAACGUGAAAACGCCUCGCUAAAGGAACGCAUACGGCAGUUGAACCAGGAGAUUGAUCAGCUCAAACCGCAGCUCGAGAAGUUCAAGUCCGAUGCGAGACAACAGAAAGGUUUGGUGGCCAUCAACAAGAAGCAGCUAGCUACUAACGAGGCCGAACGAGAUAGAAUAAAGGCCGAGAUCGCUGCUGCUCAAAAGGAAGCCGAAGACGCUCAGCGAGAGGCUGAAGAAUCGGCUCGGCAAGCGGAAGCGUCAAAAAGGGAGUUGGAAGAAACCCGAAAUAUCCCAAUGCCAACAGUUAAAAGCCCUCCUGUUGCAAGCCCCGCGCCAUCCACAAGCUCCAAUCCGUUCUUCAGGCGCACGACAGACACCUCUUUUCCACCUGCGGUCGGCGGGGGUGAGCCAAAGGACAAUCAGAGUGCUUUCGACAGCAUAUUCGGACCAUCAUUUGCUGCUGCUGCUGCUGCUGCUCCCGCUCCCGCAACCUCUUUCUCUGGUCAGCCGUCAACCCCAGCUGGGCAACAAAAUCUUCCGCAGCUUGAUUCCCCAGUUUCUUCAUCUACGCCGAGGGAUGCUGUUGAGCCUCCAGCUCCACCACAGUCCCGACAGAUCAGUUCGGCAGCGCUUCCUUUCCGCAGACCACUUGAGAGAGAGGAUUCCAUCAGUUCUUCGAUCAAGGUCGCCGCGCCAGCCAGCAGACUUAGCCCCGGUGAAACCCCUCAAGCAUUAACUCCCGCAUCCACCGCUAGCCCUGUCGAGCACAACGAUUCCACUGAAGACAUCUUCACAGCUGCAGCAGCUGAUGAGGAACAGGAAUCUAUUCGGAGAACCCUGCCUCAGCCCUCCACUGGAGAAACAGCGGUCGAAGAAACCAUCGGCAAACCUUCAAGGGACCAAGUGAAGGAUAUCCCUGGGGCGUUUCCAGGUUCACGGUCGGACACUCCGGGCGUCGACCCAACUAUUAUCGCCGCCGGAGCCGGCGCUGCAGCUCUGACCGCUGGCGUAGGCGUUGCCGCAGCCACAACAAAUGGCGAUAGACCGACCACUGCGCAACCGUCGGCGCCCUCCGAGGCUCCCAAGCAGAAUUUUGAUGCCUUCUUUGGAGGACCGGCACAUCAACGCUCAGUUUCUCAGAAAGCUGCCGACUUUGACUCCGCUUUUGCCGAGAUGGACAAACCGCAGGGCGGAAACGAAGAAUUUCCCGCCAUUCAGGAACUUGGCGGCGAUGAUGAUGAUGACAGCAGUGAAUAUAGCGAAGAUGAGACACCCAUGAAGUUCGACGACGACUUCAAUACAAGGUCUCCACCGCGAGAGAGCCCAAAUGAAGUUAGGACGGGCAAGCAACCCGAGGUCGUGCCUGAGCCGAACAGCACACUGUCACCCCGCCCUGCCAUGGCCGGCGCAUUAUCUAAUGCUAGCUCGCUGCCAGGGGUAGAAUCUCAACAAUCCCCUCCCACUUAUGGUGAUUCAGUACCCGAGGACAACCCGACACAGUUCCCUCGAGAGUACAAGGGUUUGCUACCAUCGCGAGCAGACCCUACUUCACCGCCUCCAACAGCUGGAGGUUCUACUCAUCCUGGGCCUCCGCCUGGUGACAUUCCACCAGCAUAUGGUCCGGAAGCUCAGCCAAGGAGUCCCUCUGACGGUAAGGCCACAGCACCACCACCGACAGCAGGUGUGCCAUUUGACUUUGACUUGGCAUUUUCAGGGGUGGGGACUGCACCAGUGGAAGAUGAAGAUGACGACGAUGACGACGAAGGUGGCGUCUUCAGUCCCCCCAAGAAUGGUGCGCCGGAGUUCGAUCCUACAUUCGACUCGCCUCCACGGCCUGCGCGCCAACAAUUCCCUUCCGGCCCAGUCACGAACGGGGGCCCAAAGGUCGGACAGGAAGAUCUUUAUUCCCCGGUGAUAACAUCGAGUGGUCCCCAGCAAGCGCAGCCGCCGACCUCUCCUGUCUCGCAUGAUUGGGACGCUCUCUUCGCGCCUUUGAACGCGAACGCGAAUAACAACGCUUCAUCACAACCGGCAGCUGAUUUCCCGCAGAGUCAGACACAGACCGCUGAAGUUUCCACACCUUCUCCCCCACAAGGACAGUCGGGCGUUUCAUCUCCCACGCCCGCAAUCGUCGUGCCUGCACAGACAUCCCCCUCGCCACGAUCAAAAGCCGAACGACCUCAGCUUGGUCGAGCGCUGAGCACGGGUACGGAACACGACGACCCGAUUUUGAAGAGACUGACCGCAAUGGGGUGGUCACGGGAGGAAAGCCUCGCGGCAUUGGAAAAGUUUGAUUAUAACAUUGACAAGGUGAGUUUCGCCCAUUUCGCCCUUGGUUGGCCAAGGACUUGCUUCGGGAAGUCUUCAUAUCCUUGA